Sordaria macrospora k-hell is the source of this 1488-nucleotide messenger RNA. RefSeq lists its product as uncharacterized. NCBI's taxonomy places the organism in Eukaryota, Fungi, Ascomycota, Sordariomycetes, Sordariales, Sordariaceae. Gene Ontology annotation, molecular function: RNA binding. The record is from RefSeq and is a predicted model, not a curated record.
AUGGCUGACGCUGGCCCGCCUCCCACCACCGGACAGCUCCCCCCUCCACCUCAACCAAACGCAGGUGCGCCCGGCUACGAGAACGGUCAAAACAACAACUCGAAUCCCGCACAUAUGCCUCCCCCGCCGCUGCACAUCCCGCAAAACACCAAUCCCAUCCCUACGGCGAUUACGUCGCCCAUGGGUGGGAACGGUGAUACGAGCGGCAUCAUGUCGCCCACCAGCGCCGGCAACCCCUUCGGCCGCCGCGCCGCCCCCGAGCCCAACAAGCGCGCUCUCUACGUCGGCGGCCUCGACCCCCGCGUCACCGAGGACGUCCUGCGACAGAUCUUCGAGACGACUGGUCAUGUCCAGAACGUCAAGAUCAUUCCCGACAAGAACGUGGGUAAACCUGGCUCCCCCGAGCAGCCGCACGAUGCACAACAGCAAAAGGGCUACAACUACGGCUUCGUUGAGUAUGAUGACCCCGGUGCGGCUGAGCGUGCAAUGCAGACGCUCAACGGUCGCCGCGUGCAUCAGUCCGAAAUCCGUGUCAACUGGGCCUACCAGUCCAACAACCAGAACAAGGAGGACACCUCGGGCCACUUCCACAUCUUCGUCGGAGAUCUGUCCAAUGAAGUCAACGACGAGGUGCUGCUUCAGGCCUUCUCUGCCUUUGGCUCCGUCUCCGAGGCUCGUGUCAUGUGGGACAUGAAGACUGGUCGCUCCCGCGGCUACGGCUUCGUUGCUUUCCGUGACCGUCCUGAUGCCGAGAAGGCUCUCAGCUCCAUGGAUGGCGAAUGGCUCGGAUCGAGGGCUAUUCGUUGCAACUGGGCCAACCAGAAGGGCCAGCCUUCCAUUGCCCAACAGCAAGCCAUGCAGCAGAUGGGUCUUACUCCCACUACUCCCUACGGACACCACCAUUUCCCUACCCACGGAGUUCACAGUUAUGACAUGAUCGUCGCCCAGACUCCUGCUUGGCAGACGACCUGCUAUGUCGGCAACUUGACCCCUUACACCACUCAGAACGACCUUGUUCCCCUCUUCCAGAACUUCGGCUACGUUGUCGAGUCUCGCUUCCAGGCCGACCGCGGGUUUGCUUUCAUUAAGAUGGACACCCACGAGAACGCCGCCAUGGCCAUCUGCCAGCUUAACGGGUAUCAGGUUAAUGGUCGGCCUUUGAAGUGCAGCUGGGGCAAGGACAAGACGCCCAACCCUCAGCAGUUUGACCCCAACCAGCCCUAUAGCCCUCAGAGUGCCCAGACGCCUGGUUACCCCGGUACUCCUUCGACGUACUUUAACCAGUAUGGCAACUCUUACCCUGGCCAGCAAGCCAACUACAACGGCCCCCAGGCUCAGUCACCUGCCGGCUACGGAUCUCAGAUGGGCUACAACGGCCCGCCGAGCGCUGGAGGCUAUGGCCGUGGUCAGCCCGGUCCCAACGCCCAGUGGAACCAGCCGUCCCCAGCCCAGAACUUUGGUAACGGGUUUGGUGGCUACCAGGGGUAG